GAAAACAGCUGAGAGGCAUGGUUUUGUUUUUCACUGCUGGUGACUUCCGAUUUAUUUUGGGCGCAUUUUGACCAUUUGACGGUCAAGUAUAUCGCGAGAAUAUGCAAUUUGUGCGCAUCAAGUGACAGAGUGUCGAAUUCAGAGUGAAUUGGCAGUAAAGGAAAGUGCUGUAAGUCGACGUAAGUGGCCAUAAAUCAAUCGAAAGCAUUUGUUUACACUUCCCGCCUUGGGCGUGUGCUGGAAGCCCUCAAGCGCGGGGAUCUAUUUGCGUGCCCGAGCUGAGCGAGAGCAGUGGAUGACGGAGGUUGAGACGAGAGACAGACGAGACCGUCUGCGAUCAGUUGUGUAGCGAUUGGACGCGAUGGGAGCGUACUUGAGCAGCUUCAAGAGUGCCAUAGAAGGUGUUGGUUUGACGGCGGGCGCGACAAGAAAGCGAAAACACAGUGAAAGCUCAGACGAGUCGCGAUGCGAAGAGCAGCCACAGAAGAGGAAGAAGCUGAUGACCACGGCUCAGUAUGUGUAUCAGGUGAUGUUCAAGGAGGAGCACAAGUCGGAUGUGGCUGUGCGGUGUCUGGGACGGACGUGGCACCUGCACAAGGUGUACCUCUGCCAAAGUGCCUACUUCUCCUCCAUGUUUGGGGGCUCGUGGAAAGAGUCCGACCGGGAUUUUAUCAACAUCGAGAUCAUUGACCCCAGCAUUAGCAUCGAAGCACUCGAUGCGGUCUUCGGCUCGCUGUAUCUCGAUGAGAUCACCCUGGACAGAAAGGUGAUCAUACCAGUAUUGGCGACGGCGGCUCUGUUUCAGCUCAACAGCCUCAUUGAGAAGUGCUCAGAGGUCAUGAUAGAGUCCAUCAAUCCCAAUACUGUGGUGUCCUAUUACGAGGCGGCGUGCCAAUAUGGCGUGAACAACGUGAAGAGCGCCACCUUCGAGUGGCUGCAAGUGAACUUCCUCAACUUCUACACGAAGCACAUGAAAUUGCUAACGCAAGUGAAUCUGGAGCUGCUGCACAAACUCAUAUCUAGUCCCGAUUUGUUCGUCAUGCAGACUGAGUAUGCCAUCUACUAUCUGCUCAAGAACUGGAUAUACUUCCAACUCCAUCCCGAUGUGGAGGCCAAGGCGCGCGGGGAUCUCAAGACCACCAUUCAGACCUUCUACAAUGACCUGGACAAGUCCCAGCCGUUCGUGGAGACGCGCCAGGGAAGGAAGUAUGCGGUGCUAUUCAGGGCGUUGCGCCUCAAUUACCUACUCAACCACCAUCGCGACAUUGAGAUUAUCCUCAGGGAUAAUAUCAUACCGCAGGACUGGAUUCACGCGCCGAUUCUGCAACAGUGGGACGCCCUGCUCUGCUUCGAUGAGUCCACGUACAAUGGUCCAAUGGAGUGCGACGAGAAGACAUUCGGUGAGCUGUGCAUGCGAUGCGGUCGAGUGCUGCAGAGCGAGGGAUUCCAGAAGUGGCGCUGGACAGGAUUCAACUUUGGCCUUGAUCUCGUGUUCAUUGUGGACACACGAAAUUUAUCGAUUAAGCGAAAUCACCGUCCGGAAAAUGAGCGACUUCUCAGUCUUCAAGUGAAGCGAAAGUUUCUCGCCAGAGUCACAGUCACCACGGUGAAUAAGAAUUUCCAGGUGAAGCAUCGCCAGACGUCGGGAAUCAAGACAUUGACGCUGGACAAGAACGAGGAGGUGACUCUGAUGCAAUUCGACAAGGACUUGUCGUAUCCUUUGAUGAUAUCCAUCAAUAUCCUCACCGUGUCACCGCGCAUACCGGCCGAGAGCAUUCACAGCAAGUCUCCGGUGGCGUCCGGCAGUUCCAGAGAUAAUCAGAGUCUCACCGAAGUGAACUUAAGCCACAGCGAUGAAGUCUAAGCU
This is a messenger RNA of Phlebotomus argentipes, 1867 nucleotides long. Its product is annotated as protein germ cell-less. Bases 362 to 1864 code for a protein of 500 amino acids. NCBI's taxonomy places the organism in Eukaryota, Metazoa, Arthropoda, Insecta, Diptera, Psychodidae. Gene Ontology annotation, biological process: germ cell development. Gene Ontology annotation, molecular function: protein binding. The record is from RefSeq and is a predicted model, not a curated record. The transcript has 7 exons.